Messenger RNA from Echinops telfairi (small Madagascar hedgehog), 1575 nucleotides. It is a transcript of the gene CCZ1, whose product is annotated as CCZ1 homolog, vacuolar protein trafficking and biogenesis associated. The record is from RefSeq and is a predicted model, not a curated record. The coding region runs from base 1 to 1311 and encodes 436 amino acids. Gene Ontology annotation, biological process: vesicle-mediated transport. NCBI's taxonomy places the organism in Eukaryota, Metazoa, Chordata, Mammalia, Afrosoricida, Tenrecidae. The transcript is spliced from 15 exons. Gene Ontology annotation, cellular component: Mon1-Ccz1 complex; intracellular membrane-bounded organelle.
AUGGGCCUUUCCACCCGCCUCCAGGGAAACCGGGUCCAUGCCUCGGUGCAAGAAGAAAACAAAAUUUUGUUUUAUCAUCCCAACGAAGUUGAAAAGAAUGAAAAAAUCAGAAACGUGGGCUUGUGCGAAGCUAUUGUGCAAUUUACAAGGACCUUUAGCCCUUCAAAGCCGGCAAAAUCGUUACAUACACAGAAGAAUCGACAGUUCUUCAAUGAACCAGAAGAAAAUUUCUGGAUGGUCAUGGUUGUUCGGAAUCCUAUCAUUGAAAAGCAGAGUAAAGACGGGAAGCCAAUUGUUGAAUACCAAGAAGAGGAAUUGUUGGACAAGGUGUACAGCUCGGUGCUACAGCAGUGCUACAGUAUGUACAAGCUCUUCAAUGGCACGUUUCUGAGAGCCAUGGAGGAUGGCGGGGUCAAGCUCCUCAAAGAGAGACUGGAGAAAUUCUUCCACCGGUACCUGCAAACUCUGCACCUGCAGUCCUGUGACCUGCUGGACAUUUUCGGUGGGAUCAGCUUCUUCCCAUUGGAUAAAAUGACCUACCUGAAAAUCCAGUCCUUCAUUAACCGCGUGGAGGAGAGCCUGAGCAUCGUCAAGUACACUGCCUUUCUCUACAACGAUCAGCUCAUCUGGAGCGGAUUGGAACAAGACGACAUGAGAAUCUUAUACAAAUACCUCACCACUUCUCUCUUUCCCAGGCACAUUGAACCUGAGUUGGCGGGGAGGGACUCGCCAGUGAGGGCUGAGAUCCCGGGGAAUCUCCAGCACUACGGAAGGGGCCUGGAACCAUUCAUCCCAGGGUACACAGCUCUGAUCAGUGCCAUGAGUGCGGCCGUGUGCUUCAUGAUCGACGCUGCCACCCAGCCCACAUUGGACUUUUGCCGCCGACUGGACAGCAUCGUGGGGCCUCAGCUGACCGUGCUGGCCUCGGACAUUUGUGAGCAGUUCCACAUCAACAAGAGGACAUCUGGGUCUGAAAAAGACCCGCAGUUUAAGUUCAUCUACUUCAACCACAUGAAUUUAGCCGAGAAAAGUACGAUUCACAUGAGGAAAACGCCCAGCGUGUCACUCACAUCGGUCCAUCCCGAUCUCAUGAAAAUUCUCGGAGACAUCAACAGUGACUUCACGAGGGUGGACGAAGACGAGGAGAUCAUUGUGAAAGCCAUGAGCGAUUACUGGGUUGUGGGGAAGAAGUCUGACCAGCGGGAGCUCUAUGUGAUUUUGAAUCAAAAGAAUGCAAACCUGAUUGAAGUAAAUGAAGAGGUCAAGAAGUUAUGUGCCACCCAGUUCAACAACAUCUUCUUCUUGGACUGACUGAGUCGAAAGACCUUCAUGGAAACGGCUCGGCCAUUAUCCAUCAGGAGUCAGACCGGCAGCAACAGUCACAGCAAUACCUGCUUAGAAGAUUCCGAUUUCUACUCCCGGCUCGAAAUGGAGGCUGCCGCAGAUUUUUACAUUUUAGAUAUUUAUGUGGCAUCAACUCAAGGUAGUCUGCACCCUCUCUCACCAUUCCAUCCUUUUGACACUCUGAAUAUUUUACAGGAAAAUACGGUAAAUAAAUUGCUGAAGUUUUUAAAA